Cladocopium goreaui is the source of this 771-nucleotide messenger RNA. NCBI's taxonomy places the organism in Eukaryota, Dinophyceae, Suessiales, Symbiodiniaceae. The record is from the annotation of a GenBank genome assembly.
AUGUUCAAUCUCUCACUGGUGACAACAAGAAGUGGAGUUUGUUUACAUAUACCAGUUAGAGUCAAGUUCGGAAGUCGGAUAGCUUCCAUUAGCUGCGGUACAGAUUACACUUUGGCACUGACUGAAGAUGGAUCCAUCUACGCCUGGGGAGUUGGUAGCUAUGGCAAUCUGGGCACCGGUUUGAUCUGCGAUCAGUAUGAGCCCGCCCUGGUCCAGAUGCCGGAGAACGUGCCCUGCCGUCAAGUGGCCGCUGGCACCAAGCACUCCAUGGCACUCAGCACACAAGGUGACAUGUUCAGCUGGGGUCAUGGUGGACAUGGCCGCCUCGGGCACGGAGCCUGUGAUGCUGCUAUGCGCCCCACGAAGAUCUCAUUGAGCGAAGUGGCUGAAGGAUCCGAAGCGAAGUUCAAAUUUGUAGCUGUUGGCGAGGCACAUUCUGCAUCCAUCGACUCUCUGGGCCAAGUUUGGUGUUGGGGAGCUGGAUCUUUUGGUCGCUGUGGACAUGGAGAAGAAACAGAUUUUUUGGUUCCGCAAGUUGUGGCUUCGAUGAUUGGGAAGAGUUGUUCUCGGGUGGCCUUGGGCGUUUGUCACAGCCUGGCUUUGACGCGAGGCCGCAUUUGGAGUUGGGGUGGAUUUUUGUACACAGGACAUUGUGAGGAUGAUGAUAUCGAGACAGCUCGGGAAUUGGACGACGAGGAACUGAAAAAUCACAGCAUCGUGGAGAUCGCAGCAGGUCGAUUUCACACUUUGGCUUUGAGUAGCACAGGUUAA